AUGCAAGAACCAUACCACAUUAUAAUUCUGGUUUAUGGAAGACAAGAGAAAGCAGAAAUGGCAGGAGGAGCUAAGGAAGUGGAAGAAACUGAAGAAGCCAAUGAAGGGAAAGAAGCUGAAGAAGCCAGAGAAGCUUGA
Messenger RNA from Racocetra fulgida, 138 nucleotides. The record is from the annotation of a GenBank genome assembly. Lineage: Eukaryota; Fungi; Glomeromycota; Glomeromycetes; Diversisporales; Gigasporaceae.